Messenger RNA from Danio rerio (zebrafish), 1088 nucleotides. Lineage: Eukaryota; Metazoa; Chordata; Actinopteri; Cypriniformes; Danionidae. The record is from RefSeq and is a predicted model, not a curated record.
UAUUGUCCUCUAGAUGGCGGUAGUGCUGAGCACACAGUUAGCAGAGGCAUUAUCCGAGUAAAAGCUCAGAGCAAGGAAAACUCGUGUGGAGGUUCAGUGCUGAAGAAAUCACGACAACACACUCCAGCUUUUAUAUUGAACCUUCUGCUGCCAGACUGUUUAUCUGACGGACACUUCAGCUGCUUGCCUUUAUUCAGUAUAUAUUGGGGCUCAACUGUAAAUUCCUCUACAGAAGCGAUCAGGAACGCUGGACUUUGUUAUUUCAGCUGAUAUUUCAUACAUAAACAGGCUUAAUGGAGGAGACACAGCAUCAUGUCAAACCGAGAGAAGCUGACUCACUGAAGAGAAAAAACAAAAAACGUGUCUCCUGCACUCAGUGUGGGAAGAGUCUGGCAGACAAAGACAGUCUCAGGAAUCACAUGAGGAUCCACACCGGAGAGAAACCAUUCACUUGCUCUCAGUGUGGGACGAGUUUCAGAAACUCAGGAAACUUUAAUAAACACAUGUUGAUCCACACUGGAGAGAAAACACACAAGUGUGAUCAAUGCAGCAAAACAUUUUUGAGGUCUAUGGGGCUGAAGAGGCAUCUUAAAGUUCACGCAGAGGAGAAGCCUUAUUCAUGCUCUGUGUGUGCAAACUGUUUCUCAGAUCAAGGUAGUUUAAGAAGACAUGAGAAGAUCCACUCCGGUGUGAGAGAGUACAUGUGCUUUGAGUGCGAGAAGACCUUUCGCACGGCUGAAAAAUUGAAAACACAUGAGAGGAUUCACACUGGAGAGAAACCGUACAUAUGUUCAUACUGCAACAAGAGUUUCAGUCGUUCAGGACAUCUAAAAAGACAUGAGAGGAUUCACACUGGAGAGAAACCGUACAUGUGUUCACACUGCGACAAGAAGUUUAGUCAGUCAGUACAACUGAAAAUACACCAGAGGAUUCACACUGGAGAGAAACCAGAGGCAUGAGAUCAGUGUCUAGAGUUUUACACAUUGGUUGCAUCUUAAAGGGCCAUGAAACCCCCUUGUUUCAGCAGGGUGUUUUCACACCUCUACUUUGGAAAAAGUCAGAAAAGUGGGCGUGUCCAGCUCUGUUUA